AUGUUCCCGCGCGUGCGGCCAUUUUAAAAACCCCCCCUUCUCUUUUCCUCACUCACUUUUUGUCUGCAUCUCUUCUCCGCUUGUCCCUCUAUCCAUCACUGGAAGCAGCGAUACGCUGCCAUGGCUAAAAAACGCAGCGCAUCAGACGCCACCGAUGAUGCACAAAACGACACCGUAUCGCUGCUUCCCUCCCAACGCAAGAAGCCCAAGCACUCUGCUCCUAACCCCGACGCCUGCUUCGUCGGAAAGCCCAUUCCUUCUGCCGAGGCCCGCGCCAAAUGGCCCCACCGAUACCCCUCCGAGGUGAAAAAGAAAGCUCCAGCUAGAAGCUCAGAAGAGGUUACGAGUGAAAACAGUGAGGUUAUGCUGGCUAGGUGUCAUUAUCGUCAAGCUAAAGUAGAUGGAGUUGUUUAUAACCUCUAUGAUGAUGCUUAUGUUAAGGCCGAAGACGGUAAACCAGAUUAUAUUGCACGAAUCGUUGAGAUGUUUGAGACUGUUGAUAAGGAACAAUGUUUUAUGGCUCAGUGGUUCUACAGGGCCGAAGACACUGUGAUAAAAAAUCACGGUGAUCUUGUUGACAAGAAGCGGGUUUUUAUAUCUGAUGUGAAGGAUGUAAAUCCCCUUGACUGUAUUGUUUCAAAAGUCAAAAUUUUCAAAAAAAACCCAAGUGUAGAUUUGGCUUCAAAGAAGGCAAAAUUGCCUUUUUGUGAUUACUAUUAUGACAUGAAGUACACUGUGCCAUAUCUAACAUUUUCCAACCUAGUCAAUGAAACAGUUAAAACCGAGAGUGAUGCAUCUUCCACAAUUUCUAGUGAAUCUGGAUCCAUUGGUUGCGUUAAUAAUGCUAAUCUGGCAAAGAGAAAGACUACUCAAAAUAAUAGUUCUGGUUCCUCGCAGUGGACUUUGCUAGACUUGUAUUCUGGUUGUGGAGCCAUGUCCACAGGGCUUUGUUUGGGUGCAUCCUUGGCUGGAAUAAAACUUGUCACAAUGUGGGCUGUGGACAUUAAUGCACAUGCAUGCAAAAGUUUGAAGCUGAACCACCCUGAAACUCAUGUUAGAAAUGAACCAGCUGAAGACUUCUUAAACCUAAUAAAAGCUUGGGCCAAGCUUUGUGAAGAGUUUGCAUUAUUAGGAUCAGAACGGUCAGAUUCCGAUCCAGACAUGGAUGAAGAUGAGAAUGAAGCUGUGCAAAAAGAAGAGUCAGGAAAUCAAUCUGACUUGGAGGAAUUUGAAGUAGAAAAAUUACUUGCUGUGUGCUAUGGUGAUCCAAACGGCGUCAAAAAACCAGGACUAUAUUUUAAAGUGCGUUGGCUGGGUUAUGAUUCCAGUUAUGACACAUGGGAGCCAAUAGAUGGAUUGAGUGAUUGCAAGGAAGUUAUGAAAGAUUUUGUGACAAAAGGCUACAAGAAAAGAUUAUUGCCUCUUCCUGGUGAUGCUAACUUUAUUUGUGGUGGACCCCCGUGUCAAGGAGUAAGUGGUUUCAACCGCUUCAGGAACGCAGAAGCUCCAUUAGAGGAUACAAAGAAUAAGCAGUUGCUUGUUUACAUGGAUAUUAUUGAUUUUUUGAAGCCAAAAUAUGUCCUCAUGGAGAAUGUCGUUGAUAUUUUGAAGUUUUCUGGUGGUUAUCUGGGGCGUUAUGCCAUAGGCCGUCUUGUAGCUAUGAAUUAUCAAGCAAGAAUGGGCAUGAUGGCAGCAGGGUCUUAUGGCCUUCCACAAUUUCGUAUGCGUGUUUUCCUUUGGGGAGCUCGUCCUACUGAGCAAUUGCCUCCAUAUCCGUUACCAACGCAUGAGGUGGUGUCAAGAGGUUUUGUUCCCACUGAGUUUGAAGAAAUUACAGUAGCUUAUGAUAAAAAGGAUACCUGUCAGCUGGCUGGUGCUCUUUUACUUGAUGAUGCAAUAUCAGAUCUCCCACCUGUUACAAAUGAUGAGAACCAGGAUGAAAGGAACUAUGGAGCUCCUGCUCGAACUGAGUUUCAAAGAUAUAUUAGAUUGAAGAAAAACGAGAUGGUGGGUAGCAUGGCUACUGCUCAAAGCACACCACGUAGAAUACUGUAUGAUCAUCGUCCUCUUCAAUUGAACAAAGAUGAUUAUGACAGAGUUUGCCAGAUUCCCCAGAAGAAGGGUGCAAACUUCAGAGAUCUACCUGGAGUACUUGUGAAUGGCAACAAAGUUGAAUGGGAUCCAUCGGUUGAAAGAGUGAUGCUAGACUCUGGAAAGCCUUUGGUUCCUGAUUAUGCAAUGACAUUUGUCCGUGGGACCUCUACUAAGCCAUUUGGUCGGUUGUGGUGGGAUGAAAUUGUGCCAACAGUGGUGACAAGGGCCGAGCCUCACAACCAGGCCAUUCUCCACCCUAGACAAAACCGAGUACUUACCAUUAGAGAGAAUGCGAGACUACAAGGAUUUCCUGAUUGCUAUAAACUUUGUGGGCCUGUCAAAGAGAGGUACAUACAAGUUGGAAAUGCUGUUGCUGUUCCUGUUGCUCUAGCAUUGGGAUACACGUUUGGUUUGGCCUGCCAGGGACUGUCUGACGAUAAGCCUUUGACAACCCUCCCCUUCAAGUAUCCAAGUUGUCUUGCCCUUUCAUCUCUUGCAGGAACUGAGAAUGAUAACGAAUCAAGUUGAGAUUGUUCCCACACAAUCCCUUCUCUCUGCCAUUGCCAUGUUGAACUUUUCCAUAUUUAUUCAAAUUUUCCAUUUUAAUGUAAGAGCGAGUGUACACUAGAAGGCCGAAAAGUUGUAUCAAUGAUGAUUGUAUGUACACUAAUGACAUUGUUUAUAAUGAUAUAAGAUUCACUUUGUUAAUGGUUUUGCAAAA
This is a messenger RNA of Glycine soja, 2815 nucleotides long. RefSeq names its product putative DNA (cytosine-5)-methyltransferase CMT1. The record is from RefSeq and is a predicted model, not a curated record. The transcript has 21 exons. Gene Ontology annotation, cellular component: nucleus. The coding region runs from base 121 to 2622 and encodes 833 amino acids. NCBI's taxonomy places the organism in Eukaryota, Viridiplantae, Streptophyta, Magnoliopsida, Fabales, Fabaceae. Gene Ontology annotation, molecular function: chromatin binding; methyltransferase activity.